Molecule: messenger RNA, 685 nt
Organism: Cuscuta campestris
Lineage: Eukaryota; Viridiplantae; Streptophyta; Magnoliopsida; Solanales; Convolvulaceae
Source: the annotation of a GenBank genome assembly
CAUCAUUCUCAAAAUCUCUCUCAAAGCUCCAAAUCUCCAUCGCGAAGAAGACCAGAUACUCAAUCUCAGUCGCCGGAAAAGAUGUCUGGCCGUGGAAAGGGCGGGAAGGGGCUGGGAAAGGGCGGAGCAAAGCGGCACCGGAAGGUUCUGAGGGACAACAUCCAGGGCAUCACGAAGCCGGCCAUCCGCCGUCUGGCUCGCCGUGGAGGAGUGAAGCGGAUCUCCGGUCUCAUCUACGAGGAGACUCGCGGCGUCCUCAAGAUCUUCCUGGAGAACGUGAUCCGCGACGCCGUCACCUACACUGAGCACGCUCGCCGGAAGACUGUCACCGCCAUGGACGUCGUCUAUGCUCUCAAGCGACAGGGCCGUACCCUGUACGGCUUCGGCGGCUAGGGUUUAGGUGUCGAAUCAAUGUACAUCUUUGCGAAAUUUCUCGACUUUUAGUGGUUUUUGUCAUGAUUAUCUCUAUGUUCUUCUCAAUUCCUGUCAUCUCUUUUGAUUCAAUGAAAUCAAUUCGUAAUGGUUGGAACCCUAAUUUCUGAUCUUGUUGUAUAAUUUCAUUUCCGGAGUAAUUGAUUGGUACAAAAUUGUGAUUAGGGAACGAUAGAAUAUAUAUCCCUCCGUCUUUUUCUACAAUCUUCCAUCUCGGUUCCUUUGUGCUUGAACAUAAAUUUAAGCUUGUUUU